AGUCCUUCGCUUUAAUUGUCUCCCCUUUUGAAAGCUUUCGCCCAGCGGCUCUGUGCGGAAGUGCUUUGGCUCUCUCGCCAGCUUUCAGGCUCUCUUUUCGGUGCUCUCUCCCACCGACUGACAGUUGAAUGAAAGCCAAAGCGUAGUCAAAUGCCGCCGCAUGGCAGCUUCAUUUUGUAAAUAUUGCGAGCGAUAGUCGGGCCACAUCUCUCGCAGUGCAUCCCGGAGACAUGUGGCAGGCGACUGCGCAUGGGCGGAGAGCGGAGGAGCCGCUGCCUCCGACCAGCCCCCGACCGCCAAGCCCACCGGGCCGCCACGUGCCGCAAGUCGGGGCAAUGGAGAGAGGACAGCAGAGAGCUGGGAGCGCUACCGGAGCGCUGGGCUAUCUGGCCAGCGGGCACUUCAUUUGGCGAAGAAGCUUCGUGGCGUGCGGGCGUGUUGCAGAGCCGGAAAAUGCGCGCGUAAACUGAUUAAUGAGUAGCACAGAGCACAAAGCACAACCGAGAAUAGAGCCAGAACAAAGAGCAAACAUACGAGUGUCGUUCCGUCGUUCCGCCGUACUCCCGUUCUCCCGUGACCGUUGUUCCCGCUCCCCCCGAUCCCUCGUUAUCCAUCGCCUGGCUAUGUGUUUAUGAAGUGCGUGAAUGAAGUGCCACAAAACGUUGCGGAAACCGUUUGCUGGCCCAUAAAUUGGCCAGCCAGUCCGGGUACGCUGUGCUGUUGCGGUCGUUGUCGUCGUCGCAGUCGCAGUCGCAUUGAAAGUCGUUGUCAAUGCCGUUGAUAAUGCGGUUGGCGCUGGCUGUGCCAGGAGCGGAGUCCGUGCCAGUUCCCGUGCCAGGCCGUAAUUGUCACUCGAAUGACUCUCUAUGCGAUACCAAUAAAAGUAGCAACAAAUUCAUCAUUGUCACAUUUGAUGCAACAACAACAAUUACAACAAUAUAACACCAACCAACGACAAAACCAACAAAGUAUUGCCACCAGCACCACCCGAAUAACGGCCAAAAACCAGAGUGGGACUCCGCGUCAUGUUAGAGGCUAAAAUAACAGAAGCAACAACAACAGAAACUGCCACAUCAGUAAUUAGAGCAAUUGCAACAUUAACUAAACCAGCAACGACUACCAUCCAGAGACCAAUAACAAUACCAACACCAAAACCAAUCCUAAGAUGGUCCUGAGCACCGAAUGGUCACAGGUGGAGGUUAUCGAUCUGAUCAACGAUGGCAACGGCCUCGGAUUCAUCCUGGUGGGCGGCCGCAGCACGGGCGUGGUGAUCAAGGCCUUGACGCCGGGUGGCGUCGCCGAGAGGGACGGACGCCUCCAGCUAGGCGACCACCUCCUGCAGAUCGGAGAGGUCAACCUGCGCGGCUUCAGCUCGGAGCAGGUGGCCACAGUUCUUCGUCAGACCGGAGCUCAGGUGCGUCUGAUAGUGGCGCGGCCGGUAGAGCCGACUGCCAUCGAUUACCAAACGCUGGCCAGUCAUGCGCCGAUUAUACCAACUAAGCUCCUCUCCGACCCGGAAGAACUGUCGCGUCAUCUAUUCCAGAACCCGAGCUUCUCCACCGCUGCGGCUGCGGCUGCAGCUGCGGGCUCCGUGGACGUCGCCAAUCUGGUGGGUCUAGUGCGGGGCGGACCCACAGAUGGCUCCGAGCUGGCCACGGCCGAGCCGCUGGGCCUCGGACACCUACAGCUGGGCGAGCUGACGGAACUGGCCGAUUUCCCCCUGCCACCCAUUCCCCCGCACAUGAUCGGGAGCCACAGCAGCAGCUCGAUGGAGGCCAACGGGCGGCAGUGCCCGCGAGACCUGGACAUUGUGCCCUUCUCCAUACUCUCGCCUCCGCCGCGUCCCGCCCUGCAGCUAGCCCUGGAGCCGCGCUGGAGGACGAGGGACCGGGACGGGCAGGAGGAGGAGGACGAUCAGCAUAUUGAGACUGUGAUAGCCGGCAAACUGUUGGCCGACGAGGAGGACGAAGAGGGGGACGGCGAUGGUGACGACUCCGCCUCUGCCUCGCCCUCGUACAUGGACUCCCCGGAGACGGAGACGUACGUUGUGGAGCUGCACAAGAACGUCUACGGGCUGGGCAUUACAGUGGCCGGCUAUGUGUGCGAGGAGGAGGACCUGUCCGGGAUCUUCGUGAAGAGCAUCAUCGAGGGCAGCGCCGCGGAGACGAGCGGCCAGAUCCAGAUCAACGAUCGCAUCGUCGCCGUCGAUGGCCGCUCCCUAUCCGGCGUGACGAACCAUCAGGCCGUGGAGCUGCUGCGGAACACGGACAUCGAGGUGCAUCUGACACUCGAGCGCUUCCUGCGCGGCCGCAAGUUCGAGCACCUGCAGGUGGCCCUCACCGAGAUCAAGGGCCGUCCCGCCCCCUGCACUGUGGACAACGAUGGCGACGGCGACGGCGACGGACAGUCGCAGCUGUCGAUGCCAGGAUCACCCUCGAUAGCCACGCUCAGCUGGCUGCCACCCAAGUCCCUCGACGCAGACUCCAUUGCCACCGAGGGCGAGGCGGAAGGCGAGGCCGGAGCAGCGGACGAUGAGCCGCUGGAGUUGGCCGAUCUGCCCUCGCGGGACACCGUCGAGUCGAACAUGUCGCACGUGCUGGACCGCAGCGACCACAGUGGGCCCCGGCCGGCCAAAUCUCCCAAUCUAGUCCCAAGUACCCCUCCCCCUUCGACUCUGACCAAUGGCCAGCUUGUGCGGAGCAGAGGCCACGGGCGGAUGGCGGCGGAUGACAGUGGCAACGACACCGACGAGCAGUGUCCAGAGCCCGAGCCGGAGCGCGACUUAGAGACCGAUGCAGAUCCCGCCCAGAGUCGGACGCCCACCAAUGAGCUGGAUGGGGCGGCGAUAGGGGUCAAGGGUGGGGCAGCAGUCGUGAAAGCUGACCGGGUCGAGAAGGCUGCCAGCCCGAGCGCCGCCUCGCUGCGGGUGGCCUGGAAAAGUGAGUUUCCCGACAGUGAAAUUUUAGUUGCCGAAAUAAAUAAACUUUCAGGUCUAGGGAUCAGCCUCGAGGGCACCGUCGACGUCGAGUGCGGUAUUGAGAAGCGUCCGCAUCACUACAUACGCUCCAUACUCGAGGACGGUCCCGUCGGCCGCCAGGGCAUCCUGCGGCCCGGCGACGAGCUGCUCCAGGUCAACGAGCACAAGCUCCAGGGACUGCGCCACAUCGACGUGGUCAAGAUCCUAAAGGAGCUGCCCGCGCGCGUCAAGCUCGUCUGUGCCCGGGGCACGCGGGUGCCCUCCGUCAUCAACACCUCGCAGAAUGCGGAGGCCUUUGAGACGCGCAGCCUCCUGCCAGGCGGCCACCAAAGCCUGCAGAACCUGCUCAGCAAGGCGCAGUCGGAGAGCUCCUUGUAUACGUCCAGCACGGCGACGCUGACGGAGGCCGCCGGAGGAGCGGGCAACGGCAGUCAUCAGCGCUCCAAGUCGCUGGAGAACGUGUCCGGUCUGGCACUGUGGAGCUGCGAGGUGACGGCCAUCGACAUCGAGAAGACGGAGCAGGGCUUCGGCUUCUCCAUUCUCGACUACCAGGACCCGCUCGACUCGGAGGGCAGUGUGAUUGUGAUACGCGGCCUGAUACGCGGUGGUGCUGCGGAGGCAACCAACGAGAUAUAUCCGGGCGAUCGCCUCAUAAGCGUCGGCGAUCAUCUGCUCCAAGGCCUCGAACUGGACGAGGCAGUCUCCAUUCUAAAGGCCAUGCCGCCUGGCCUCACGCGCAUCGGCAUCUGUCGGCCACUCUCCACGUCGGACAGCAACAGCAACAUAGCCUCGCCCCUAGGCGACUCGGCCAGCACAUAGUGACAGCCCCUCGAUGGCCACUCGGAGCCAGAGCCAUUCUCAAUGUAUUAUAUGACCCUUAUAUCAGCGAUGUGAAGGUGCCACACCACCCGCAACAGGACUAGAACCAGCAGCGGCAUGCCCCCUCACCGAAAGGGGGCGGACGUCUGCGGCAUUCAGCAUCGGAACAAUUUGUAUGUAGUUUAGUACAUAUAUUGAAUCCCCCCGCAUUACUAUUAAAUUAUAUAGACACAUACAUAGACAAAACGCCCGGCAACGUCAACGGGAACGAGCCUGAAAACUAAAUUGCGUAAAUAAAUAAAUAAAAUAGCAUGGCACGGAACGAUUCUAAAAUAUCACAGAUUGUUGUAUCAAUAAAUUAUUAAUAAAAAUUUCUGCGGACAAACAAACGAACAGAACAGAGCUAUAAAAAAGUUGUCACCAUCAAAAGUUGGACAUCAACCAGGAAAAAACAAUUUUCAGAACAGAAACAAGAGCAUCAGCCAGGAAUGGAAUGAAAUUUAUUCAUACAAACACAAAUAUUGCAAAACAUUUUUCCAGUUUAGCAUGCAGAUGAGAACGAGGAUGAUGAUAGCCGCCCUGGUAGUUCUCACAUAUCCCCCAAAGACCGCGUCCCAGCCCUAGCCCCAAAUCCAACCCAACCCCACCUCACUCCCACCCCCUGGAGGCCGCUGUAAAUAUUCGAGAGAUUAUUUUUAUUGUCCUUUUCGGAUUUAUGUAGCAUAAAAUUUACAAUUUCUAGAAAGUACGAGUAAAUCAUUUAUGUAUUUAAAUAGGUAUGGCCGAGACCGAGGCCUGGACGAUGUUGGUCGGUCUGUGGGGCGGGCUGUGUCGUUGGGCGGCGUGACUGUCACAGAUUGCUUUUCUUAAGAGUAGGUUCUAAGUAGGUAAAGAUAAAACACACAGCCAACACUCUCACAUUAAACACACAGAAAAACGAAAAGCGAACAUUUUGAAAUUGUAUAGAAUGGGAAAAUUGAAAGUAAAGUUAAAUAGAUUCUUCGAGUUAGUCAUGCAUAUAUUGUAUAUGGAAAGAUAUAUACACACAUACAUAUGUAGAAACCACAAAUGCUUUGCCUAUGCAUAAACUUAUUUAUACAAUUGACGACCAAGCAAAAGUAAAACUUUAUAUUUAGUGACAGGAUCAAGCCUAAAUCACACAACACACAGACACACAAACUAACGUAGACCAGAGAGAGGACACGUGAGUGCUGUAAGAGUAGACAAAGGACCAGUCCUCGACGACGGUACCUGACUUUCCUCCACGCCUCCUCCACUCGCCUCUGAAGACAGAAAUUAUUAAAUAUAAAACAAAAGCUUGUUAGUGAUACUAAUUUUAAAUGAACAAAAGAGAAAAACAACACAACUAAAUACAUAUUUGUAAAACAAACCAUGUUUGAUAAUUCUUAGCGGAUCUUCAAGUGUUUACAUUGUUAUGAAAUUUCGACAUUGAUUUCCGAAACCGAGUUCCGAUUUCAUUUGUAAAUAGAGUUGCGUUAUUUCCCCACAUCCAUACGAUAAGCUGCUUUAGCUAUUAAUAGACAACCGG
Messenger RNA from Drosophila pseudoobscura, 5345 nucleotides. RefSeq names its product patj homolog. The transcript is spliced from 3 exons. Gene Ontology annotation, molecular function: protein binding. The record is from RefSeq and is a predicted model, not a curated record. NCBI's taxonomy places the organism in Eukaryota, Metazoa, Arthropoda, Insecta, Diptera, Drosophilidae. The coding region runs from base 1166 to 3796 and encodes 876 amino acids.